CUGAGCGUUUUUUCCUCCUCGCGCGUAGAUUGACCGCAGACGGACAUGUCCACGCGCUCCUCUUCCUCCCCCCUCCUCCUCCUCCUCGUUUUCGCGCUCUUGCGGUCCGGGGGGGCGGUGGACCCGCACUGUGAGGACGAGUUCCGGCGCGGGCACGAGGACUUCGUGCUGUACGCGGAGGACGCGGUGAAGGAGGGCGCGGUCAUGUUGGCCACCGCGAGCUUCUACUCCGAGCUCGAGUGCGAGCGCGCGUGUUGCGGGCAAGUGCACUGCAACCUGGCGUUGCUGGAGCCGAGCGUCCCCGGAGAGGAGAACCGCACGUGCGUGCUGUUCAACUGCGUGCGUAGGAAUCGGUUCGCGUGCAGGUUCGUGACCCAGAGCGGGUACAAGAGCUACGUCAGAGACGCCGUGUACCGGAAGUACCUGGCAGCCCCGCAGAAAGAAGGUAAGAAGCAUCCGCCCAUCGCCAACGCAGGCCGUGAUGUCAUCAUUCAGCCUGGAGAGACUGUGAUGCUCAACGGCACUGAGAGUGUGGCGCUGAGCGGCGCCAAAAUUAAAGACUACCGCUGGAGUCUGGAGAGAGGAGACAGCAGUGUAAAGAUAGAGGAGACCAAUUACCCUGACCAGGUGCAGCUCUCCAACCUGCAGACAGGCUCGUAUGUCUUCAAGCUGACCGUCAACGACUCCAACGGCAAAUCGGAUGAUGCCAAGGUCACAGUCCUCGUUCUUAACCCACAACAGACCAGCUCAUACUGUCAGGCUCCGGUGAAGGUCGGGCCAUGCCGCGCGAAAUUUACUCGCUGGCGUUACAACAUCACAAAGGGCGUCUGUGAGAUGUUUGUGUUCGGAGGCUGUAUAGGAAACGAGAACAACUUCCUGUCUGAACAAGAGUGUCUGUCUGCCUGCAGAGGAGUCACAGCGUCAUCGCAGAGGAGUGUUACUCUGCCCGCUGCAGAGGUGUGCGGUUCGCCGUGCGGUCCUGAUCAGCUAACCUGUGGCAACGGCUGCUGCCUGGACAGAAGUAUGGAGUGUGACAACGUGAAGCAGUGCAGCGACGGAUCAGACGAGAGCCAGUGCUACCAACUGAACCAGACCUUGAGCCUUCUGCUGGACAUCGAUGUGAACAAGAAGAAAGCUCAGUGCACGGAGCCUCCCCGCACCGGUCCGUGCCGGGCCAAAUUCCCCGGCUGGUACUAUGACCCCCUGGACCAGAAGUGUCACGAGUUUACCUACGGUGGCUGUGAUGGGAACGAAAACAAGUUUCUGGACGAUCAGACAUGCAGCGAGUACUGCAAAGGAGUCGGCGAGAACGAUGUGUUUGCCAGAAGUUUGUUUGAGCGCUUCGACAAGGACGUAGACGACGACUCAAGUUCCAUCACGCUCGCCGUGAUCCUGUCGGUGGCCAUCUUGUCUCUGCUGGCCAUCCUGGCCUACUGCUUCCUGAGGGCCCGCAAGAGGCGCACACACAGGCCCGUCAACACGGGCCCCGCCCACGAGGCACUGUCCGAGGAGGAGACGUCCGUUUAUAACAGCACCACCAAGCCCAUGUGACGUCAGCCGUGACGUUACCGUGGCGAUCUGCUGCCUUGUUUUGAUUUAAGUGUCCUUUAAAUGUUUUUAUUUCUCAGCUGUUUUCAUGAUUGAUUAUUGGGGACGCUGGAGUUCUGUGGUGAUGUCAGUUUCCUGUCCGCGGCGUCUUUACUGCUCUUUGUGUUUCAGUAUUUAUGAAUUCAGCGUCUGGGUCUCAGGUUUUAUUAGUUUUCAUGUAAAUACCAAGUUGGUCUCAGGUUUUUAACUUCUGCUCUUAUAAAGUUUUAAUAAAAGUUUGAAAGUAGUAAUAAAGUUUGGACAUAACAAAAAGUGAUCUGAGCCUUUAUUUUGAAAACAAUCUUCCUGCUUACUGCG
Pelmatolapia mariae (spotted tilapia) is the source of this 1905-nucleotide messenger RNA. Its product is annotated as kunitz-type protease inhibitor 1-like. The coding region runs from base 46 to 1551 and encodes 501 amino acids. Gene Ontology annotation, molecular function: serine-type endopeptidase inhibitor activity; protein binding. The transcript has 10 exons. The record is from RefSeq and is a predicted model, not a curated record. NCBI's taxonomy places the organism in Eukaryota, Metazoa, Chordata, Actinopteri, Cichliformes, Cichlidae. Gene Ontology annotation, cellular component: plasma membrane. Gene Ontology annotation, biological process: epithelium development; extracellular matrix organization; epidermis development.